AUGCCUACAAACGCAGGGCAAGAAACAGCAGCUACAACUGCAAUUCCAAAUUCAUUUACGAUUGAAGCAUUCGAUGCGAAUGGUACUACGUGGCGCAGGUGGUUGCAGAGACUACUCGGGGCAUUCAAGAUUUUUAACAUUACGGGAGAUGCACGAGUGCUAUAUUUAUUACAUUAUGUGGGCUCUGCAGCGUUCGAUAUCCUAUGCGAUCGAUUAGAUCCGGAGGAUCCAUUCGAUCAAUCAUUCGAGCUGCUGACGGCAAAGCUGGAGGAAUUCUACGCCCCACCCCCGUUGGAAAUUGCGGAAAAUUUUAAAUUCCACCAACGAAGGCAAGUGGAAGGGGAGACGGUGCAACAGUUUGCAGCAGCCUUGCACAAAUUAAGCAUACACUGCAAGUUCGGAGAUUACUUAAAAACGGCUUUACGCAACCAGUUGGUAUUCGGCCUGGCAAGCAAAAAGACGCAAACCCGGUUACUGGAGAAGAAGGACCUGACGUACGAUGAAGCCCUCAAAAUUGCAACAACGAUGGAGCUAUCAGAAAAAGGUUCGGAAUCGUUACAGGAGGCGGUGGUAAGGAACGCCACUUCCGUGGAACUCCUACAAUCGGGUAAGAAGUCGACGCGGAAGGCGCCGGCGAAUAUACAAAAUAUACAAUGUUACAGAUGCGGCAAAGCUCAUUUAGCUUCACAAUGUACCCUCAACCGGGAGAUACGCUGUACAAGUUGUGGUGUGAAGAGACAUUUGAAACGUGUUUGCUUUAAAGAAAAAGAGCAAACGAACCAACUGGAGGAGGUUCUCUCUUUAGAACAACAGCAAUACAGGGACAAAUUUACAAGUACGUUGAACGUGGAUGGAAAACUAGUCCAAUUCGAAGUAGAUAGCGGUUCGGGAGUCACCGUAAUGAGUGAAGGUGAUGUACAUGCCCUGUUUCCAAACUCAGUCAUACAUCCAACCGAUUUAAACCUACUUGCGUAUUGUAAAACGUUAGUUCAGAUAAAAGGUUAUAUUACAGUAUUAGUAAAAUGUAAUCGAAUUCAAAAGAAACUAAAUAUUUACAUUUCGGAAAUUGAACGGAAACCUUUAUUAGGCAGGGAAUGGAUCCGUCAAUUAAAAGCGCCGAGAGGUGUGUACGAUUUUCUGGAGUGCAGUGCAUUAGAAAUAGAUAACCGUGGAAAUAGCCAUACGAAAUUGAAAUGCAUCCUAGAAAAAUACGAAGAAUUAGGAUCGGAUACGUGGACGAAAAUAGUAGGGGUACAGGCUAAUCUAACGUUACGACCAAAUGUUAAACCCAUAUUUUUAAAAGCGCGGUCAGUUCCUUUUAAAUUGACUCCAUUAGUCGAUAAAGCCAUAGACGAAUUGGUUAAAGUAGGAGUGUUAACUAAAACGGAAACAGCCGAGUGGGCAACGCCUAUCGUGCCCAUUCUAAAAGCGGAUGGAACGGUACGGAUCUGUGGCGAUUAUAAAUCCACCGUGAAUCCGCAGUUGGUGGUAGACGACCACCCAUUACCAACUACGGAUGAAUUAUUUGCGAAAUUAUCGGGUGGCAAAAGAUUCUCAAAGAUAGAUCUACGGCAAGCGUACUUACAACUGGAGAUGAAUUCAGAGAGUAGCAAGGUAUUAACCUUAAAUACGCAUAAAGGACUAUUUUUAGUAAAUAGAUUAAUGUAUGGAAUCGCAUCGGCUCCUGCAAUAUGGCAGAGAACGAUCGAACAAAUUUUACAGGGCAUACCCGGAGUAGCGGUAUUUCUCGAUGAUAUCGUGAUUACGGGCGAAACGGAUUACGUGCAUUUACAACGCUUAGAAAUUGUUUUACAUAGAUUACGAGAUCGCAACAUAAGAAUAAACUUAAGGAAAUCAACGUUUUUUGCAGAAAAUGUGAAAUAUUGCGGAUACAUAUUGUCAGAGAAAGGAAUACAAAAAGACAGGUCAAAAAUGGAGGCAAUUGUAAAAAUGCCGCGUCCGCGAAAUGUGGCCGAAGUUCGUACAUUCAUAGCAAUGAUAAAUUAUUAUAGCAGAUUUAUACGAAAUCUGAGUUCUAUCUUACACCCGUUGAAUAAAUUACUACAUAAAAACACAGCAUUUAGUUGGGCUACAGCACAAGAGGAAGCUUUUAAGAAAGCUAAGGAAGCGUUUCUAGGAGAGGAAAUCCUAGCGCAUUACAACCCGAAAUUACCAUUAAUAUUAGCCACGGACGCGAGUAAAUACGGAGUAGGGGCGGUAUUAUCCCAACCACAUCCGGACGGUGCAGAAAGAGUUCUUCAAUACGCGUCACAAACCCUAUCUAGUACACAGCAAAAAUACGCGCAAAUCGACAAGGAAGCCUAUAGCAUAGUUUUCGGGGUGAAACGGUUUCAUCAGUAUUUAUACGGAAAUAAAUUCACACUACUGACAGAUCAUAAACCUUUAGUUCAAAUAUUUGCACCUUCAAAAAAAUUACCGGUGUACAGUGCUAUGCGCAUGCAGCACUACGCUAUAUUUUUACAAGGGUUUCAAUACAACAUUAAGUACAGGAAAUCUUCAGAUCAUAGUAAUGCUGAUUGUUUAUCGCGAUUACCCAUAACAGGGGAUACAUUACAACAGGAUGUAGUGGACGCAUUUCAAUUAAGUAUAGUAGAAACAUUGCCGGUUACGGCAGAAAGAAUCGCGAGGGAAACAGAGAAAGAUUCGGGGUUACAAUCCUUAUUACACGCACUGCAAUCCGGAGAACGUUUACAAUCCUCAGAACGUUUUAAUUUAGACCAGGAAGAAUUCAGUCUUCAAAACAAUGUAAUACUACGCGGGCACAGAGUAGUAAUUCCGCAAGCGUUACGCGCAUUGAUAUUAAAAGAAUUACACGUAGGGCAUUUCGGGAUAAACCGAAUGAAAACACUAGCGAGAGGUUACUGUUGGUGGCCGGGAAUAGAUGCAGAUAUACAAAUGUUAACGGAGAACUGCGCUCCAUGCAAUGCAAAUAAAAAUAAUCCGCCUAAAGAAAAGCAACAUUUUUGGGAACCGUCUACAGGCCCAAUGCAUAGAGUACAUGCGGAUUUUGCGGGACCAUUUUUAGGGCAUUGGUUUUUCGUACUGGUGGACGCUUAUUCGAAGUGGCCGGAGGUCCACAUACCCAAAAACAUUACAGCAGAAACAGUCGUUAGCAAAUGCAAGGAUAUUUUUGCGUCGUAUGGUGUACCGCAAGUAUUUGUUACAGAUAAUGGUAGAACUUUUACGUCGGCGAAAUUUACAGGAUUUUUAGAACACAAUGGCGUUAAGUUCAAACACACUGCUCCUUACAACCCUGCUACAAAUGGUCAAGCAGAGCGCUUUAUACAGACGUUGAAAAAUGCUUUGCGCCGUUCCGGAGCAAACGAAACCAAUGUAAAAGAAAAAUUAAGUCACAUUCUACUACAAUAUAGAUGUACACCGCAUACAGCGACGAACGUGUCGCCUGCGGAAUUAUUUUUAGGUCGUAAGAUAUGUACACGGUUAGAUGCUAUUUUUCCAAAGAAGGCGAGUAACAAAUGCAUAGGAAGCAAUAAGGAUAUACAAGCUAAAUCAUUUAAGAAGGGUGCGAGAGUAGCAUGUAGAAAUUAUGUUGGUAAAAUAAAAUGGAAAUUCGGUACGGUUAUCGCGCAAACAGGGAAAUUACAUUAUAAGGUGCGUCUGGAUGAUGACAGAGAGUGGACUCGGCAUGUAAAUCAAUUACGUAAAAUUGGAGAACUUACUCCUGCCAUAGAGUUACCCCAAGCAGAGAAUUGGUACGACUCAGAUGCAGAGGAAGGAGGCGUGAGUCACGGCGAUGUAGAAUACGCCGAUAAUACAAAUAGAAAUAAGGAACUACAAAACGUUUCAAAUGAUAUCCCGAAGCACCCACAGCUGUCGUUUAAGACGCCGGAAAAAGCGCAGGAGGACGUAAGCGUACGCCCUCAAGAAAUUCAAGUAUCGGCUGGCAGCCCGCGAGGUGAGCCAGAACAAAGAGAGAUGCGGAGAUCGGCUAGGAAGCAAUAA
Messenger RNA from Solenopsis invicta (red fire ant), 3984 nucleotides. RefSeq lists its product as uncharacterized. Bases 1 to 3984 code for a protein of 1327 amino acids. The record is from RefSeq and is a predicted model, not a curated record. Gene Ontology annotation, biological process: DNA integration. The transcript is spliced from 2 exons. Gene Ontology annotation, molecular function: zinc ion binding; nucleic acid binding. NCBI's taxonomy places the organism in Eukaryota, Metazoa, Arthropoda, Insecta, Hymenoptera, Formicidae.